CCCCAAAUUAGGAAAUGGGGAGGUCUGACCCAGAGGAGUGCCAGUCGCCGGCUUCAGUGAAGCCCCCAGAUGGUGGCUGGGGCUGGAUAGUGCUGCUGGGCUGCUUUGUGAUCACUGGCUUCUCCUACGCCUUUCCGAAGGCAGUGAGCGUCUACUUCAAGGAGCUCAUGCAUGACUUCCACGUGGGCUACAGCGACACAGCUUGGAUCUCGUCCAUCAUGCUGGCCAUGCUGUAUGGCACGGGGCCUGUGAGCAGCAUCAUGGUGAACCAGUUUGGGUGCCGGCCUGUGAUGCUUGUCGGUGGGCUCCUGGCGUCAUCCGGUAUGAUCCUAGCCUCCUUCACCACCAACAUUAUUGAGCUGUACCUGACCGCGGGCAUGCUGACAGGUCUAGGUAUGGCUCUGAACUUCCAGCCCUCCCUGAUCAUGCUGGGCACCUACUUUGACAAACGUAGACCUCUGGCCAAUGGGCUUGCUGCAGCUGGGAGCCCUGUUUUCCUCUCUGCCCUCUCUCCGCUGGGUCAGGUCUUGCUCGAAAAGUUUGGCUGGCGAGGGGGAUUCCUCAUCAUGGGGGGUUUGCUGCUCAAUUGCUGCACCUGUGGAGCAGUCAUGAGACCUCUCGAGGCAGGCAUGAAGCGGAAGAUGGAGAGAGUUCAGGACAAAUAUGAAGCCAAGGAGAUGCUGCCCAUUGGGGAAAGGGCAGAGGAGGCCAUAAGCACCAUGGAUGGAGCCAAAAAGUCAAAGAAAACCAAGAAGCAGCAGCAGCCCAGGAAAGGGAAGAAGCUAUUGGAUUUUUCUAUCUUCUCCAACCGGGGGUUUGUCAUUUACUCCAUUGCUAAGUUCAUCAUGGUCUUGGGUCUCUUUGUGCCCCCCAUAUUGCUGGUCAACUAUGCCAAAGACAUAGGAGUGCCAGACACAGACGCUGCCUUCCUGCUGUCCAUCAUUGGCUUCAUAGACAUCUUUGCCCGCCCUUCCUGUGGGAUGCUAGCCGGGCUGAAGUGGAUGCGUCCCCAUGUCGCCUACUUAUUCAGCUUUGCUAUGCUCUUCAAUGGCCUGACAGACAUCUGCAGCGCCAGCGCUAACACCUACACGGCACUGGUCAUCUUCUGUGUCUUCUUUGGCAUCUCCUAUGGCAUGGUGGGUGCAUUGCAGUUUGAGGUGCUCAUGGCCAUUGUUGGAUCCCAGAAGUUCUCCAGUGCCAUUGGGCUGGUCCUGCUCAUUGAAGCCAUUGCUGUGCUCAUUGGGCCACCCUCAGCAGGACGCUUGGUGGAUGCAUUCAAGAACUAUGCAAUCAUCUUCUACCUGGCUGGCUCAGAGGUUGUACUCUCCUCCCUCUUCCUGGCCACGGCCACCUAUUGCUGCCUGAAUCAAGAGAAGAAGACACCCCAGCUAGAGAAGACCCCUUCGGUAGGGGGUGGCAGUGAUACCGAAGAGGCAGAGUCAGAUGCGCAGGAAGUGGAGGAUCAUGCUGCUGACAACCACCACCUGUCCCACAGCACCAACACUGCUGUCGUCAUGACCAGUGAUGCGGUGAACCACAUAGCAGAGGACCAUAGUGCAGAUGGGGUUGAGCAGCCUGCGGAUGAGGGGGCAGUGCUAGUCCCAGGUGAAUGCAACUCUGGCCAGACAGUGGAGAGAGAGAGAUUUUAGCAAGUGAAAAGCCAGGACUAAGAGCCAAUGCUAAAGUGUGUGACUGGCCUGGCUUGGAGACAAGUAUUUGGGGGAGGGAAUAGGGGUUGAAGGGGGAGAGUGUGCUGGGGAAGAAGCUGUUGGGUGGGCGGGGGGGGGGGGGAGCUGCAAGGAAUUUUUCCAUAUAUAAUGUCUGUGUAACGGUAUACUGCAAGUACACUGAUGUAUUCAACACAGGCUCAAAGACACUGAAAACCAGCCUCCCCUACAAACUGUCCCUGGGAAAUAUUUUUAAACAGCAGCAGAGGCAGCCAGAGAACUUUACUUUUCCCUCUGCACUAUCACCCUAAGAGAGAGUUAGGGGCUCUCUAUGAUCAUAUCUGCUACUACUUAUUCAGUCUUCAAUGCCUCUCCUAAUCUGCCACGGCUGUCAGGACAGACUCCGCUUCAUAGACUGCAGAAGAGGCCACACUAUGAACCUGGCUGGAGGGAGGUUGGUUUAGGCUGUCAUGGAAGCAGCCGAUGGUGUAGGGAAAAACAGCUAGAGGGCAGCUACAGGAAUUGCCAUACUUCAUGUCACUCUCUCUGACCUGGCCUCCAACCACAACCAAUGCCUUAGAGAAAGGUAGGGCCUUCCCCUUCCUAGGCAAUACUAAAAGUGAGGGGAAGAGACUUCAUUCUGACCCCAGCUUGAGAUUAUCUGAGGGAGUGGCAGGCCAAAAGCAAGGUGGUUGUGAUGCUUCAUGGGCAAGGAGGAGGAACUGGGGGGAAAGCUCUAGUUAAGGGCACAAAGCAAAGAAACAGUCCAACUAAAUGCCAUUAGCUAACAACUGCCCUAACACUAAAAAACAUACCAUGUCCCAAGGGAUUAUCCAUGUGGCAGCAAUGGUGUGUGUGUUAGUUAACUAAAAGAAAACCCCUUAUAUAAAGGAAUCAAUGUUCAGGCAGAACAAGCAGCAGCCACAGGAUGCAAUGAAUGAGGGGGUUUGGGCAAGCAGUAAAUCAGGCUUAAGAGAUGGAUUUCUGGAUUCUAAGAGAACAACCUUCCCUCGCAUGCUGAAACCACACUUAAUCCGCUUUAGAACUGGGUCUACUAUGACACUCCUAGCCAAAGCCCUUCCUUCCAGUUUCCUGAAUUACUUCACCUCAAACACCCCGUGCCAACACCUCAAGGGACCUAUUACAACACCAAGGGAUCAGAAUCCAGAGGGCUGUACGGCAGGGAUCGCAAGGGCUGCAGAACAGGCAUUUCACUUCAGGUCACUGGCUUGAAUAUGAACUAGGGACUAGUCAUUAGAGACAUUACUGAUAGCCCAGCUAAAUGGAAUUUGGUGGGGGGGGGGGGCGGGGAGAGAGAAGGUCGCACUCCAGCUGCUACUACACAAGUGGUAUUGAUUUGCUGCAAUAAGGACAGUUUUUAAAAUGAGACAAGACCUCAAUGAGCCAGGGGGCUUGCAACCAAGAUGUGGCCCCUCCAUCCAGGACUCAGCUGAGACAGAGGAGGCGGAGGUGAGGGAGCAAAGAGCACUGUAGCAACCCCCCUCUGUCUUUGUAGGAGGCUCCGCUUGUAACUUGCAACCAGCACUGUAUUCACAUUAAAAUUUAUCUGAACUCCCAAAUAAAUCUGACCAUUUUUGGAGCAUCAAGAUUAGUUAGUUCCUUAGAGUAUAUUCUCUGUGGCUUUGUUCAAUCUUGUACUUUUAAGUGACUCGAGAGAUGGAGCCUCCACCACAUCUUCUGGGAAACUAAUCCAGUCUACAGGGACCUCACUAGUAGUAAAGGAUUCCAACUAUCCAGGCAACAUUUUCCUUUAUUCAGUUUCAUCUCAUGAAGUCUAGUUAUAUAACGCGGUGGUCAGAGUCUGUCUCCCAACAUAGGCAGCACAAAGCUGUAGCUGGGCAGGCCUCUUUUGUAAUGGGAACUCAGCAGGAGGGAGAGCUACUCCACACUGGCCUCAGCAUAGGGGACUGGCCAGGGAAAAAGGUUGCCACUAGAGCAUCUCCGGGGGAUAUGGGCAGCUUGUUGUAACUUACAACAGCCUUCAGGCUACUCUAAGUCCCAGGAGCAGAGCAGUUUCCCCGACCCCCCCAGGGGCCACGAAGAUGGUAUAAAGCUACCUCUGCCACGUUCCCUUCCAAGAUGCACUGAAUAUGGCUUAUCAUAGCUCAGGACCUGGACUGCACUCAAUACUUCUUCUCCAACAGCGUUUUCCUAUAUACAUUUGGUCCCUCAAGGUCCUUGAUUACUGUGGUUGCUCUUGUCCAACUCCCAUUCAAACAGUGUCACCCUGGCCGCUAGAACCCCUCAGGAGGACAAAGCAUGAGGAGUGCUUUUUAAAAGAAAAGUUGGUGCCAUCAUAUUGCACUGUAACACUCCAAAUGGGAUGCUAAGAAGCCUGCCCUGUGAUCUCUGCCAGUCAGAAUUCAGAGCUUAGGGAGAGAGUGUGUGGCCAGAGCUGGUGAAAUGUGGUUUGCUGGAGCUCCAUCAGUGACAUUUUCCAUUCCUAUAAGCUCUCUCUUUGACACAGCUGGCAGCUUCUGCUCACAAGGUCAGGACUUAUUGCUAGCUCAGGCUUGAGGGGUGGCAGCUGAGUCUGUGGUUAGAACCUACCACUGGAAUAGCAAGGGAUGCUGCAGGACACGAUUGAGGUGGACUACUGUGUUCUGCAAGGAUGUGUUCACCCUCUAAGCCAAGCCAUAGCACACUUAGGAACAUAGGACUCCCUGUGUAAAUAGCCUUAUGUAGCAUGUACAUCACAAAGCACGGUACAGUGAUGGCCACCAUAAUUCUGUUCAAGGAGUUAAUAUUCCCCUUAAGACAAAAGGAACAUAGCCUUAUG
Gopherus flavomarginatus (Mexican gopher tortoise) is the source of this 4467-nucleotide messenger RNA. RefSeq names its product solute carrier family 16 member 8 (gene SLC16A8). Gene Ontology annotation, biological process: transmembrane transport; monocarboxylic acid transport. Gene Ontology annotation, cellular component: membrane. The transcript has 4 exons. The coding region runs from base 15 to 1649 and encodes 544 amino acids. The record is from RefSeq and is a predicted model, not a curated record. NCBI's taxonomy places the organism in Eukaryota, Metazoa, Chordata, Testudines, Testudinidae. Gene Ontology annotation, molecular function: monocarboxylic acid transmembrane transporter activity.